Messenger RNA from Megachile rotundata (alfalfa leafcutting bee), 2760 nucleotides. It is a transcript of the gene RnrL, whose product is annotated as Ribonucleoside diphosphate reductase large subunit. NCBI's taxonomy places the organism in Eukaryota, Metazoa, Arthropoda, Insecta, Hymenoptera, Megachilidae. The record is from RefSeq and is a predicted model, not a curated record. Gene Ontology annotation, cellular component: ribonucleoside-diphosphate reductase complex. Gene Ontology annotation, molecular function: ribonucleoside-diphosphate reductase activity, thioredoxin disulfide as acceptor; ATP binding. Gene Ontology annotation, biological process: deoxyribonucleotide biosynthetic process.
AUUGUAUUGCUUCAUUCCAAUUGGAUACAAAAUAUUAGCAUACGAAAGAAAAACCAUAACGAUAGUUUUAGCUUCUUUUAUAUUCAAGAUCUAGAUGGCACUUGUACGAUAGUACUACUUCCGUUUCGCGCCAAAAGCCGGUAACACCAUAAAUUAGAAGAGCGCUGUUUUUUACGGCGAAGAAAAUUUGGCAAACUUUGUUGACUUAGAAAGAUAUCAUAGAAUAAAAAUGGUUGGAAAGGGAAAGAUGUUUGUAGUGAAACGUGAUGGGCGCAAAGAAGAUGUUCAUUUUGAUAAAAUAACAUCUAGGAUUCAAAAAUUAUGUUACAAUCUAGAUAUGGAUUAUGUGGAUCCUUCUGCAAUUACUUUCCGUGUUAUCAGUGGUUUAUAUUCUGGUGUCACCACUGUUGAAUUAGAUAAUCUUGCAGCUGAAACUGCAGCCACUAUGACUACUAAACAUCCAGAUUAUGCUGUUUUAGCUGCACGCAUUGCAGUUUCCAAUCUUCAUAAAGAAACAAAGAAAAGCUUCAGUGAAGUAAUACAUGAUUUGUACCAUGUACAGGAACAAUAUCUAAAUAAGCCCAGGCCUGUUAUCAGUGAGAAAUAUUAUAAUAUCAUUCAAAAUAAUGCAAGUAAAUUAAAUUCAGCAAUAAUUUAUGAUAGAGAUUUUAGUUACAAUUAUUUUGGCUUUAAAACGCUUGAAAGAAGCUAUCUGCUAAAAAUACAUGGAAAAGUUGUUGAAAGGCCACAACAUAUGUUGAUGAGAGUCGCAGUUGCUAUUCAUGGUGAAGAUAUUGAAAAAGCCAUAGAAACUUACAAUUUUUUGUCAGAACGAUAUUUUACACAUGCAUCUCCUACAUUGUUUUCUGCAUGUACUGUGACUCAGCAAAUGUCCAGUUGUUUCCUUCUUUCAAUGACUGAAGAUAGCAUUGAAGGAAUUUAUGAUACAUUGAAGAGGUGUGCAUUGAUUAGCAAAUCAGCUGGUGGUAUUGGACUAAAUGUACAUUGCAUACGAGCUAGAGGUACACCAAUAGCUGGUACACUUGGUGUAUCUAAUGGCUUAGUACCGAUGCUUAGGGUGUACAAUAACACAGCUAGAUAUGUUGAUCAGGGAGGAAAUAAACGGCCUGGAGCAUUUGCUGUAUAUCUAGAACCAUGGCAUGCAGAUAUUUUUGAAUUUUUGGAUCUCAAAAAAAAUACUGGUAAAGAAGAAAAUAGAGCAAGAGAAUUAUUUUAUGCUUUGUGGAUUCCUGAUCUUUUUAUGAAACGAGUUUUGGAAAAUGGUGUUUGGACUUUGAUGUGUCCACAUGAAUCUCCUGGAUUAGCUGAUGUUUGGGGUGAUGAAUUCGAAACUUUAUAUACGCGCUAUGAAAAUGAGAAACGGUUUAAGCGCCAGAUUCAAGCUAGAGAUUUAUGGACAGCUAUCCUUAUAGCUCAAGUAGAGACAGGAACCCCGUAUAUGCUUUACAAAGAUCACUGCAAUCGAAAGUCAAAUCAGCAAAACAUAGGAACAAUUAAGAGUAGUAAUUUAUGUACAGAAGUUGUUCAGUAUUCCAGCGCGGAUGAAGUUGCUGUAUGCAAUUUGGCUUCAAUUGCCGUUAAUAUGUUUGUGAAUUCCUCUAACAAAACGUUCGAUUUUCAAAAACUUAAAAAGGUGACAAAAAUCGUUACUUGUAAUUUGGAUAAAGUUAUUGAUGUCAAUUACUAUCCGAUUCCAGAAGCCAAAAAGUCAAAUUUCAGACAUAGACCUAUAGGUAUUGGAAUACAAGGACUUGCAGAUGCAUUCCUUUUAAUGCGAUACCCAUUUGAAAGCGAAGAAGCGCAAAAGCUAAAUAUCCAAAUAUUUGAAACAUUGUAUUAUGGUGCCUUAGAAGCUAGCUGCGAGCUUGCCGAAGAAAAGGGAACAUAUGAAACCUACGAAGGUAGUCCAGUCAGUAAGGGAAUUUUACAAUAUGAUAUGUGGAACGUUACACCAACUGAUUUAUGGGACUGGGCAGCGCUAAAAGAAAAAAUUGCAAAACACGGAGUCAGAAAUUCUUUGUUGAUAGCUCCAAUGCCAACAGCAUCUACCGCGCAAAUUUUGGGAAAUAAUGAAUCUAUAGAACCUUACACUAGUAACAUUUAUACACGACGAGUUUUGUCAGGAGAAUUUCAGAUAGUGAAUCCUCAUUUAUUACGAGAUUUAACUGAAAGAGAUCUUUGGGACGAAAAUAUGAAAAAUGAAAUUAUAGCAAACAAUGGUUCCAUUCAAGACAUUGAACGUAUACCAUCUGAUUUAAAAAUGCUUUAUAAAACAGUUUGGGAAAUAUCACAAAAGGUCGUUUUAAAAAUGGCAGCGGAUCGUGGUGCCUUUAUUGAUCAGUCACAAUCCUUAAAUGUUCAUAUGGCUAAACCAACGACAGAAAAAUUAACUUCAAUGCACUUUUAUGGAUGGCAAAUGGGUUUGAAAACUGGUAUGUAUUAUCUAAGAACAAAACCGGCCGCAAAUGCUCUUCAGUUUACAGUUGAUAAGUCAAAACUACGAAGUGCCACCAGUACACCGGCCAACCAGUCUCUUAAUUUAGAAAGUGGAAACGAUGAAGGAUACAUGAAUUCAUCAAAAAAAUGGUUGCAAGAUCGAAGUAGUGAAGAUAUAGAAGCUGUACUCGCCUGUUCACGCGAAAACGGAGAUGCUUGCAUGGCUUGUGGAUCAUAAAUAUUAACAUUUUUUAGUAAUAUCUAUUGUACUUAAAUUAUACUUUUAAUUAGAAAUAUAAGUGU